CUAGUUAGACGAUAUUUGUAUAGUAAAUAAGGAUUUAACACCCUUGGUUGUGGAGACAAAGACAUGCUUGAAUCCCUAACGACAUAGCGACACACCGAGUCCCAAAAUGGAUGUUGGUUCAAUUAAAUACCUGCAACCACAGGAAAUUGCUUUGGAACAACAUAAUGAAACCCUCCUUAAAGAAAACGCAAAUAGAUGGGUCAUGUUCCCAAUCCACUAUGACGCACUUUGGGCGAUGUACAAAGAGAUAGAGAACAGCUUCUGGGCAGCGGAAGAUUUUCGAUUUGCUAACGAAAGAGAUACAUAUUCUUCGCUGCCUACUGAACUGCGGCAGCUCGUGGUGAAGCUUAUAAGCUACCAUAACCGAUUAGACCGUUCAGAGGUUGCUAGGCCAGCUACUAUUACGUUGGACCUACUGGCGGACACGCAAAUUCCAGAAGCACGUGCGUUCUACGGGUUUCAGGUAUCAUACGAAAACAUCCAUAGUGAACUUUUUGGAAUAAUGUCGUCGGCUAUUCCAGGGACGAUCGAUGUUCCCGAGGCUGAUGCCAAGAUCGAGUGGCUAACGCGUAAUUUAACUUCAACGUCGUGCUUUUAUAUUAAGGUGAUUUUACAGUGUAUAUCAAAAGCUAUUUUUCGCUCUGCAUUUGGCAUAUUGGCAGAUUAUCUGAGGAACUCCAAAAAGUUGCCGACUCUGCUAUCUGCCUUAGACACUGUAGCCAAGGACGUCAGCAUCCAUCUCAAAUUUGCAAUGGCAGCUUUGGAACAUCUUAAGCUACGUCCCACAAGGGAAACCGUGAUGGAACUUUUAAACUCCGCAUACGAUUUGGAAAUGGCAUAUUGCCGUAGUGUGCUGCCCAUGGAUCAUAUGGGAUUGUCUGAAUAUCAUCUUUCACAAUACAUUAAAAACAACGUCAAUCAGUGCCUAUUAAUAACAGGAAACACUGAAGAACACAGAGUUAAGGUGGAACUCGGAUGGCUUAAACCAAGUAUCUUCACCGGGAAUGCAUCAACCCAGGUUAGACAAAUUCAACGCAAGAUACAGCCAGUGGAAGAAAAUAGUGGAGGCUCAAUCAGCUUUAAUGAGGAUUUCUAAGAACCCUGCUUUGUUUUACAAAGGUUACUACAUUAUUACCUCUUGGUAAUAACAAAUAUUGUCUAAACA
Molecule: messenger RNA, 1165 nt
Organism: Babesia bovis T2Bo
Lineage: Eukaryota; Apicomplexa; Aconoidasida; Piroplasmida; Babesiidae
Product: Ribonucleotide reductase small chain family protein
Exons: 6
Coding region: 107-1096 (329 amino acids)
Biological process (GO): deoxyribonucleotide biosynthetic process
Molecular function (GO): oxidoreductase activity
Source: RefSeq, a predicted model, not a curated record